Molecule: messenger RNA, 1655 nt
Organism: Annulohypoxylon truncatum
Lineage: Eukaryota; Fungi; Ascomycota; Sordariomycetes; Xylariales; Hypoxylaceae
Exons: 2
Coding region: 505-1542 (345 amino acids)
Source: RefSeq, a predicted model, not a curated record
CUCCAUGAAACGAGAAACAACAACUGGGUGGUUAUAGAAUAGCAAAUUAAACUACCUUAUUUCAAGCUCCAAGCUCCAUUAUGUGACCUACUAUUCCAACCUUCAUCAAUUUCUGCAUUUUUCUUACUUCACUCUACACUCUUCUCUUCAUCCGAUAUCCUCGUCGCCGUGUUAGUCAGCUGAUUAUAGCAGUGCAGUACAUAGCUAUAUCGCGCGCAAGUAAUCUAAAUCGAUCUAGCAAACCAAGCUUCGUGCCAUUUCGACUAGUGACAUACUCUACUCGUUUAUCCGAUCACGUAUUCCUUUCGCUUCCGCGACCUAUUGCAAACAAUUUUCUUUUGCGCGAGCCAUUUCUUUCCCAAAAAUCCUGGAUUUACGGUAGUCUAAUUACCUCGGCAUCUCACAGCCUCUUCUUCGCGAGCGGCCUUUUAACUCCGUCCCAUUAUAUCGUCGUCUUGGCAGUGACGUGCGUCGCACGCAGUUGGGUUUUAUUUAGGGUGCGCGAUGACGAUGUCGAAGCGCACGACGUUCACGACGAUCUCGCCGCUGCCGCCGGGCAUCACGCGCGAGGUCGUCAUCAGCUUCCUGCACAGCCACGUCGAGAUGAUCGACCUGAACCCGCUCGUGAUCGAGCGGCACCCGAUCUCGCCGCCGCCGCACGCGGCCCCCGAGGAGCGCCGGUGCGUGUGGUGGAGCCUGACGGACAAGAUCUCGUACCUGCCCGGCGGCGUCGUCUCGGGCGACAUCACGUACACCGCCGCCUUCAACGACCUGCCGAACGGCGUCCAGACGCACAUCUACGCCCCCAUGAGCACCGACAUCCGCGAGCGCUGGAGCCUGAACGGGACCCUGCCCGGCGAGCCCCCCGAGCCGGUCGAGCUGGGGAUCGGCGCGCCGAGGCAGGGGCUCUAUUUGCGCGAGGACGUCGAUCUAAGAUGCAACUUCGUAAUGUCCUCCUUCGUCAAGAAGACGCUAAAGAAAGCGCACGGAACCCUAGUAGAAAAACUGCUAGAAAAGGCCGCCGCCUCGGCCCCAGCGAAGCCGCUCCCCCAGGUCCCCGUCGCGAGCCACCAGCACACGGGGUCGAGCGCGCAUAGCGGGAGCGGGAGCGGGAGCGCGCGUUCUAAUCGCUCUUCCGCGGGCCACGCUUACCCGCCGGCGCCGUAUCAGCGGCACUCGCACUCGCACUCGCGGCAGGGGUCUAAUUCGCAUGGCCAGGGUCACGUAUCGCCGCCGCCGCCGGGUAGGUCGUCGCCGUACGACCGUAGGAGUGGGAGUGGGAGUGGGGUUGGGAGUGUUACGAAUCCAGCGGCGCCGUUGAGCGUGGAUGUCGGCGCUGCGAACGGUAGUUUCAUGCCCGAGCCGCUGCGCGUGAACCGCAGUCGCGCGCCGUAUCACUCCGGGCUGGAGGUCGUGGCGCCGCUACAGCAACAGCAGCGCCAGACGCUGAAUGGGGGGUGGUCGGCCGAGAAGCCAAGGUUCGGACAGCAGCAGGUUCCGAGGCCGGGCGACGGGGGCGGGUUUCGUGCGGAGUUGGAGUGAUGGGUGGGUUCGGAUAGAAGGCCACGCUAUUUCGUUUAGGUGUACCUAUGGUUUAUCGGGUUUUUGUUUUUUUCUACGUUCAUGCAUCGAGGUCCGGAGUACCCGCGUUCGAG